This is a messenger RNA of Nomia melanderi (Alkali bee), 1553 nucleotides long. RefSeq names its product mitochondrial ribosomal protein L18 (gene mRpL18). Gene Ontology annotation, cellular component: mitochondrion; ribosome. The record is from RefSeq and is a predicted model, not a curated record. Gene Ontology annotation, biological process: translation. NCBI's taxonomy places the organism in Eukaryota, Metazoa, Arthropoda, Insecta, Hymenoptera, Halictidae. Gene Ontology annotation, molecular function: structural constituent of ribosome; 5S rRNA binding.
AGAAAAGGUUGUUUAAGAAGUGGUUAAAAAUAUUUUGAAAUUCCCAGCAUUUAUUAUUUAGUAUUGACACGUAUAAGUAGAGGGCACUACCGUCGUAUCAACAAAAUAAUAGUGGAUUUAUAUGGACUGUGAAAAACAAAGAAUUUCAUAUUUAAUUUAAAGAAACUUAGUACUUAGGUUACUUGCGUGUACUGACGCUUUUUAUUUUUGAAAUAAAGUAAUAUAUGUAUAUAUAUAUAUAUAUAUAAAUAUAUUACAUCGUCACAAUAUAUAAAACAGUUACAAUCUUAAAAUGUUAUUUUUAAGAAGGCUCACAGGUAACAUACUUGUUAAAAGGCAGGUGCAUGGAAAUGCAGAGAUAAUUGCAAAUUGUAAAGAAGUUAGGAAUCGUAAUCCAAGAAAUUUAGAACGCUUAAGGAUUGCAAGGAAACCUAUUGGUUAUGCUCUUGAUAAACAAGGAUUUUCCUAUUGGCACAAGUUAGUUAUAUCUUCUACUCAGAGAUAUGUUACCGGAGAAAUACAUCAUUUUGAAAAUGGCCCUGUUAUUAGAGUUUCAACUAAAGAAUGGGGAUUAAAAAAGCAAUUAUAUAGUUUGAAUGAUAGCUCAGCACAUAUAAACGUAGGUCGUGUACUUGCACAACGUUGCCUGGAAUGUGGAAUAUGUGAAGUUUUCUUUGAUGAAGAAAAUGCAGUUAAAUCAAAAGACUUGUUACUAGUGGAAGAAUUAAAGAAAGCUGGAAUAAGUUUAUCAGAACCAUACAGAUAUAGACACUUUACUGGUGCCGCUAAAUUUCGUGAUGAGAAACCUUGGGAAUCAUAUGAAUAAUUGUUUCUUUUGUAUAUAGAUGUCAAUAAAGAAUGUGUUAACUGUAAAAAUAGAUAUUAGUUAUGAAAAUUUUAUAUUAUUUUUAAUUACAGUGGAAAGUUUAUGUAUUACGUCAUGUAAUAUUAAAUGUCAGAUUUUGUGGGAAAAAAAGGAAACCUUAUUUGAUGUUCUAAACGACGUUUAUUCAAUCAAAAUUUGCUCUAUUUGAUUUGAUACAUUUCUGCUAAUAUGUUUUUAAUUAAUAUAUUCCUUCUUUGAAAAAUUCUAAAUGUUUAAAAUUAAUAAAUUCUAAUGACACUGUUAUAAAUUACUGUUUUGAGUUUACCAUGCGAUUCAUUUUGCAAAGAAACAUUAAAAUGAAGUUUUGCAAAUCAGUACUGCACUGUUCUUUUUGUCCCCAAAUGCUUCGUUUAUAUUUUCAGCGGUUAUUACUGCAUUAUUUGCAAGUUUGAAUUCAUAUAAAAAAAUUACAGGAAUGUUGAUGGUAUCCAUGUUUUCAAAAAAUGAUGCAAAAAAUAAUUAUGCACAAUUAGGAGAAACUUUUUUGCAAAGAGUUACUCUGAUUAUCAACAGUGAAACUAUUUAAGAGGUUAUAUAAAAACCAAAGGAGUAACAACAACAAGAGUACAACCAUUUAUGUGUAAAAAAGAUCCGACAUUUCGAAUUACACGACCUAAUACAUUACGCAUGUAUUAUUUAUGUACAUAUGAAAGAUACAAUUAUAUUG